This is a messenger RNA of Cynoglossus semilaevis (tongue sole), 2776 nucleotides long. RefSeq names its product protein phosphatase 1, regulatory subunit 15B. The record is from RefSeq and is a predicted model, not a curated record. Lineage: Eukaryota; Metazoa; Chordata; Actinopteri; Pleuronectiformes; Cynoglossidae. Gene Ontology annotation, molecular function: protein phosphatase regulator activity. Gene Ontology annotation, biological process: response to endoplasmic reticulum stress. The coding region runs from base 275 to 2017 and encodes 580 amino acids. The transcript is spliced from 3 exons. Gene Ontology annotation, cellular component: protein phosphatase type 1 complex; endoplasmic reticulum.
UCUUACGCCACCACAGUAACGUACACCAUUUUUGACUACAGCGACAACACACUACAGAGAACCAUGGCGAGAAUACUCAGCGAUAUUUGACGAAGCACAGCGACAAAAAUGGCAUUGACCUGCCGGAGAAUGAAGCGACCGCACUUGGACGACUGUCUGUCACGCACUAAUACACGGAAUCUGGUGGUUUUCGACGAGGAAUAUCAAAAUACGUGAGGAUUAUUGUUAAUUCAGCCGCCAUAGAUCUGAAGAGGGGAAGGGAGAAGUGAGAGAAAUGGCUUCGACCGUUGGUGCUGAUAAGGUUUGUGGAGGAACGGCGGUGGAGAGGUUCGGCAGCGGAGGAAUGGCGCUUCUCCCCUGGACUAAACAGAUGCUGACCGUGGUGUGGGAACAGCUCCGGCUGCUUCUUCAGGUCAUUUACUACACGUUUAUGUCAGUUUUUCAGAUGUUCAGGUUUGAAGUUCACCUGAGAAUCACAGAUGAGAAUGGGCAACACAUCCAGCACAUGAGUUCAGCAACAAACCCAUCGGAGUCCUUUCUGUUCACCUCGUUGUUUGACGGAGAAGGUGGAGUCAUGGUUGGGGGGACGAAUCACUUGUCAGACUUCUGCGCAGAUGUUAGCGAGACCUUCUCUGGGAAAUCCACUGCUGAGGCCCUGUUGUCCAGUCUACGUGCUGAUGACAUCUGCUGUGGACUCGUGGAUGACUUUGUGUCUAGAACAGCUGGUAAAGACGACGGAAUCCUUCUUGUAGAUCAAGCUACCUGGAAAAUGGGCUUCCCUGGUGACUGGAACAUCUUCGUGUCAAGUGGUGACGGCUUGAGUUCAAACGAGACCUGCCAUAACAGUGGUGAGAAGUUCUUCCAACAGAAUUUCACAAAAGCUAAACAUUUCAAGGAGGAUACAUCUGAGGAGGAUAGAAGCUGUAACUGGAGUAGUGAGGAAGACCAGAACAUAGUAGAAUUUGACAGUGAAGAGAGUAAGGCCCUUUGGGAAUCUCUGUCAAAGUCUAGUGAUCCCUACAACCCCUUCUUUUUCUCUGCCUGUAUUUCAACCAAUACAGACAUGGGGGGAAACAAAAAUGAAGUAAAAGACAGUGCCAACACUGACACUAUGUCAGUGGGCAAGGCCAGCGAGGAGAGGUCAGGGCCUCGAGGCCUAAACAUCUGGAUCAGUCGCUCUGACAGUGAGAGCAGCUGGACCAGCUCCGGCAGCUCCAGUCCUGACAUAGACAAAGAGGAGAGUGAAAGACUUUGGGACUUCUUCAGCAGUCCAGCAGACCCCUACAACCCCCUGUGUUUCACUGCAUGCACAAUCAGCAGCACAUCUCCUCCAUGUCCCACCACCACAGUCUCUAAAGCACAGACCUCACUGCCUGUACCUUCCACCAAGUCUGAUUCGGACGAUAAGGAAAGCAGUUUCCCUCCUUCAUCUGAGGAUGAAGGAUGGAAAGAGGAUGAAGAGGAGCAGCUUUGGAGAUCCCUCUGCCCAGACAACGACCCGUAUCACCCGCUCAACUUUCAGGCCUGCCUUCAGAGCUCCCAGUCAAAAUCACGACAAGUUGAGAAAGAUUGUGACUAUCCUAACGUUCGUCGCAGAAAAAGGUCGCCUACUAGGGGCAAAAACUAUAAAAAAGAUCAGAGUACAAGCAUAAAACACACACCCAGCAAGCCUAUUCUGCCAGAGAGGCAGAUAAAACGACACUCCCAUCCAGAAAAAACACUGGUGCCUUGGAAAAGACCUGGACAAACGCCUCAUUCUCAUCCAGAAGAUCAAAAUGAAAGCAAAACCAGCCGUAGUCAGAAAAAGGUUCGUUUUUCCCCUCUUGUUCAAGUCCACGUAAUGAGGACGUGGUCAUUUGCCCACCAAGCAUCUCGCAAAGGACACUGGGAUGUGUUGGUCAGAGAUCGUGAACGAUUCCGAAGGCGGAUCCAGGAAACAGAGGAGGUCAUUGGCUGCUGCUUCACCCAGGCCCACAGAGAGAAGAUGCAGGCGUACCUGGACGGUGCCUUGACAUGAAGGAUAAUUUAAAAAAACAAACCUUUGGAACACUGAAUAGUUAAUUUCCUUUUAUGGAUGAGAACUGGUGAUUGGUUGCAAUGCAACAGUGUUUUUGAUUUAGGCCAAUUAGAAAAUUUGAUGUUAGGCCAAUUUUUACUGUUUGGUGUGAUGUUGAACAACUUUGUACCUCAAAAGGUUUUAUACAUUGAGUGAUUGUUGCACUGGCUGACACUUUUCUCAUUGUAACCUCAACAUCAAUUAAUGGAAUGUUGUUUUGUAUGCCUUAUUUAUAUUUAUAUAUAUAUACAUAUAUAUAUAUACAUACAUAUACACACUGACCUAGUAAUGUAACCUGUGUAUUUAUGCCCCAUGGAGCUUGAUCUUAUUUUUUAAGUUUGUGUGUCAGUGUGUGGAAGAUAAAACCGACCACAGCAGUGGAACUAACAGUAGAUGAUGACCAUUAACAGCAGAGCUUUACAGUACAAAGUGUUUUAUUUAAGCAUGAUGGUGGAUAUGUAGAAAUCCUGGUGCGAUGUUCGUGUUUUUCCUUUGAUGUUUGACUUCCUGUCUUGUAUUUGAAUUUGCAUAUACAGGCAGUUAAUAGGUGGCCUUUUUAGCACUGAGAUGGAAACAUGUUUUUAUUAUUAUAUUCACUGCAAAGAUUCAAACACUGUCUGGUGUAAUUCACUUCAUGCAGCUGGAAAUAUGUCAAACAUUUUGUAGCAAAGAAAAAAAAUCAGUAGGUUUUGUCAAACAAUAAAUGUUUUAAAUGAUCAA